This is a messenger RNA of Ophidiomyces ophidiicola, 972 nucleotides long. RefSeq lists its product as uncharacterized. The transcript is spliced from 2 exons. Gene Ontology annotation, cellular component: mediator complex. Gene Ontology annotation, biological process: regulation of transcription by RNA polymerase II. The coding region runs from base 1 to 972 and encodes 323 amino acids. Lineage: Eukaryota; Fungi; Ascomycota; Eurotiomycetes; Onygenales; Onygenaceae. Gene Ontology annotation, molecular function: transcription coregulator activity. The record is from RefSeq and is a predicted model, not a curated record.
AUGCCAAUCACUGGAGUAUAUUUCAUCCCAUCAAACCCAGGCUCGCCUACAGCGCUGGCCACAGUGAUGGAAAGACUUCGUUCAACAUGUAACGCCACACCCAUUGACCGAUGGGUACUUGAGCAUAAGCUCCUGAGAGAUACUCCUUCCUGCCUCCCCCCUUCAUCAUACUCCCCACUCCCCCAACUACAGCCCCGAUUUAUGCAUUUUCUCACCUUAAGCCAUUUUCCCUCUCACUCGUUUGUGAAUAUCUCAGAUCGACCUGAUCCAGACCCAUGGGCGCCGGCCAAACAUCAUCCCACAUCUACAGGUAGCUCUAUUUCAACAGCACAACAAUUAAAUAUAAAUCCACGGGCAACCGCUGAAAAGCAUGGCUCGGGAGAACAUUCCUCGAAAGUAUCGCAGUCGUCAUCGUCAUGGACCAUGAUGACGAUUGAUACAGAGUCGUUUCAAUCCUUCUUUACGAUGACGUUGCGCAUCUGCGAACCUCUUUGGAGUCUUCGACAUACCAUGGUUGUUGCAGCUGGCAUAGUCUACGAUGCAGGGGAGUUUCGUGUGCGGCUGGGAGAUGUUCAGCAAAUUCAGCCUCUCAAGCGCACUCGAGGGUGUGUCAUUGAAAUUGAAUACCGCGACAAUAAAGGCUUACUUGCGCUAGCAAACGGUGACGCUGAAACGGCCUCGCUGGUUGGGGAUGGGUGGCCUGGGUUCUCAGAUGCCACCGUGGAGGAAGAUUUGGUCACGGAGGAGGACUGGGAGACGGGAGAGAAAAUAAUUCGGCAAUUUUGGAAACUCUUUGCGGUUGAUGGUGCGAGGGAGGCGAUUCGUGUUCCAGGACUGAUGACGGAGGCGAAGCGGGCGAAACAGAAUGGAGUGAAAAGGCUAACCGCGGGGGAUGCGGGGGCGUCUAAUGACGGAAUCGCCGGUGCGGAUUUGGCGAGGCAAUAUAUGGAGGUCUUGCGGUUAAAUCGGUGA